Molecule: messenger RNA, 1431 nt
Organism: Colletotrichum graminicola M1.001
Lineage: Eukaryota; Fungi; Ascomycota; Sordariomycetes; Glomerellales; Glomerellaceae
Exons: 1
Coding region: 1-1431 (476 amino acids)
Source: RefSeq, a predicted model, not a curated record
AUGGGUAUGGGUGGCUCGUCAGCGCCGGGUCCGCUGACCUCCCACCCGAUCACGGGCCCGUCGCCAAACAUGUCAACGGCUUACAAAGCCCAGCGGCCCUCAGCGAAGCGCGCCAACUCGAUACAGCGCGCCAACUCCCGCUUCGUCGAGGGGUCCAUGAACGACCGUACCUCGGCCGCGCCGCCCAUUGAUUUCCUCGGCCCCGAAGACUCCACCGAGAUUGCGCGCCGCUUCCACAUGGACUUCUACGUCGAGGCCCCCGACGCCGGAGUCUUCUCGCCCGAGAGGCUUCAACGCCAGCAGUACCACCAGCCGCUGCAUCAGCACUCCCAGCCGCUCCUGCACCAACCGACCGUCACCUACGGCCACGUCAAGAGACCCUCGAGCUCCUCCGGCAGCCAGGGCAGCAAGAAGGGUUUCUGGGGCGGCCUGCGCGAGAAGCUGAGCUUCGUCAGGGACAAGGGGGCUAGGCGUCCUCUCAGCCUCGACAGCAAGCUUCUCGCCCAAGAAGGCGGCAGCGACAACGAAGUCGGUGUCGGUGCCGGUGCGCCGCCGGUCAUGGCUCCGGCUGGCGGCGGCGGCGGCGGCGUCGCGGGCAUGCCCAGCAGAGAGGAGAUCAUGGCCAGCUACCAGCAGCUGAUGAAGGACGGCUUCUUCGAUGCGCAUGCCAUCCGCUCCACCCGCCAGCCGCCCCCAUCCUCGCUCAACUCGUCAACCACCAUGUAUUCGAUCAAGCCGCCUGUGGAUAAAAAGUCGUUCGCCGAGCGCGUCUCGGGCCAAUGGCCUCCUCCGCUGACGGAAGAGGUCGACCCGCUGCCCGAGUCCCGCGACGGAAACAGGAAGCGCGGAUUCCCCCCGGGAGAGUACUCCCUUGCCGCCAAGAAGCUGCGCAAAUCGACCUCGCGCGUGUCCGUGGACCCGUCCACCCCUGACCUGCAGAAGCGACGGUCCCACGCGCAGCCUGCCUCGUCGGAUUCCAUGCCUCCCCCGCCGCCGCCCAACUACCUGCCACCUCCCCGGCCUCCUCGCGCCGUCGGCGGCGGCACCGUCUUUGUGCGCCGGUCGUUUAGCAACCCGACGGGAGCGAACAACAGGCCGGCCAAGCACGCGCAAUCGUCCUCCCUCGGCCCCGUCCUCAUGGAUACCGACCUCGAGGUCCCGAACCCGCUGUACGCGGCUAGCACCCGCAGCAGCAUCGACUCCGACGGCUCCCGCCGCCCCUUUGCCGAGACCGCCCGCGCGUGGACCUCGCGCACUGCUCGCAAGGCGGCCGAGCCGCUAGGUCUGAGGCCCAACUCGAACCACGGCACGGCUAUGCAGUGCGGACCCGAUCACUUUAAGAGCCGCGGGUUUGGCUGCGAGGGAGAGAACCACAUCGCCGUGCAAGAGCGCGAGUUGCCCAGCCGAUGGAGGGGCAUGCGUUUCACAUAG